Messenger RNA from Hyaloscypha bicolor E, 697 nucleotides. RefSeq lists its product as uncharacterized. NCBI's taxonomy places the organism in Eukaryota, Fungi, Ascomycota, Leotiomycetes, Helotiales, Hyaloscyphaceae. The record is from RefSeq and is a predicted model, not a curated record. The coding region runs from base 52 to 657 and encodes 201 amino acids. The transcript has a single exon.
UAUGUUAUUGGCUUUUUCGGCGUGUUUUAUGGUUUCACUCUCUUCUGGGCAAUGCUAGACAUCCACGAUGGCUGCGAUCCUUAUGGGCCUUCUCUCGUCGCGGGCCCCUGGACCUUUCCGUUGAAUCUCCUACUUGGCCUCUGGGUCAUGGCAUUGAGUUUAGCCCUGGGGGCACUCUUCUUCUUCAUGGCUCUUCUCAUCAUAUUCCCAACCAACUUCCUUCUCAACAAGUUCCUUCCAAGUAUCAUCCGCCCAGAGAACGACCUCGGAGCUAGCAUCGGGAUCCGCCAAGGCUUUGCGUUCUUUCUGUGUUUGAUAGUUAUCGACGUUCAGCUCUGCGUUACUGAUUUGAAGUCAACGCUUGUACAGUCGCUGAUUAAUUGGGCGUUCUUGGUUGCGAUGGUGCUCCCUGGUUUCAUCCUUAAUAUGUUUUUGGAGAAAUAUGCGGAGUCUUUUCCGAGGGUUUCGAGAAGUGUAUUUAUUACGUGGGAGGAUGAAACGAAGAGAAGGGCAGUGGCGAGAGGUCCGAAGGAGAACCCAACUGCAUUGUGUUUUGGUAUGUUUUUGUACACGACAGUCUGGUGUAUUGCCUGGUAUUCGUACAGAUACAACCCUGAAGGAACUGUGGACAGAGGAUGGACCGGAGUCUUUGGAUAAUCGACAAUGAAAGUAUUUGGGCAAACGGGAUAAAUAAUUG